AUGCACACUCCAGCCUCCAUGGUGACGGGGAUUGUCUUUGCCCCUUUGGGAUUGGUCCUGGUCUUCACUGCCGCCAUCACACCUCAGUGGAGAGAGGGACAGGCACGUCUGGGCGUGGCAGCCUCGGGGUCACUUCUUCGAUCAGGAGGAAAAGGUCAGGGGAUGGGGGUCAGGUCUGGGUCGGUCGAGGCACUGGUCUUACUGCGCUCUGAUGGACUUUGGGAGAGCUGCCUGCAGGUGGAGAACUCAGAGCUGAAGCAGUGCUGGCCUGUGGUCGGUCUAUAUCGGAGAGACCCGAGGCUUCGCCUGACACAAGGUUUGAUCCUCACCUCGUUGUUCCUGUGCGGCACUGGCAUUGUACUGGCGUGUAUCCGGGUCCGAUGUUGGACAGAUAUACCUCUGAGAGGUGUAGCAGCUACAGGUGGACUCCUGGUGGUGACGGCCGGGCUGCUGAGCCUGACUGCACUCGGGGUGUACACCCACAACCUUGCACGACUGGGGAUGCCAGAUUCAAGCAAGGUGGUAAAUAACCCCAGGGUCCACCACCUCAGCUUGCAUCCAGCCGGCUCGCUCUACUUUGGGUGGCUGGGUUCAUGUUUACAGAUGCUGGGAGGCAGUGCUCUGCUGUUCAGCUUCAAACGACCAAGAUACGCGACUUGCCCUUCCUGCCCAAAGCUACCUGUCUGCCCUGCAUGUCGUUCAUGUCCCGAGAUCACCAACCAGCCAGACACCGAUGUAUAUGAAGUCAGCUGUUAG
This is a messenger RNA of Cyclopterus lumpus (lumpfish), 756 nucleotides long. Its product is annotated as claudin-23. Gene Ontology annotation, cellular component: plasma membrane; bicellular tight junction. Bases 1 to 756 code for a protein of 251 amino acids. The transcript has a single exon. The record is from RefSeq and is a predicted model, not a curated record. Gene Ontology annotation, biological process: bicellular tight junction assembly; cell adhesion. NCBI's taxonomy places the organism in Eukaryota, Metazoa, Chordata, Actinopteri, Perciformes, Cyclopteridae. Gene Ontology annotation, molecular function: structural molecule activity.